GCUUACUGUAGCAGUAACCCUAAGAACAGUGAUAUUGCAAGAAUUCAAGGUGCACGCAUGACCUGAGAUAACGUUUAUAUAGAAAUCUGGACGGACAUUCCAAAUCUGGAGAUAUUAUCCCUUGACCCACAUCGAGAAUAUCUUUGGUUCCUACCCCGCAUUAAGUUCGAAAGGCAAAAAAGUGGUUAUCUCAGCCUGCAUGACGGUUUGGACUAGCACGAAGAGAUUCGCAGUCCAGCACACAGAUCUCCGAGAAAAAAAAAAUUAGAAUCGGGCAGGAAAACUGCUCAUUCAACUAUGAUCUCUGUAAAGCACAGGUCGCCUUCCAAAUCCAUGGAAGCCUCACAUAAUAAAGACAACCGCGUCAAGAAGCGCUCGUCUAAUGCCUGCCAACGAUGCCGACGACAAAAGAUCAAAUGCUCGGGAUCGCAGCCGUGCGACACUUGUAGCAAGCGCAAAUCAACCUGCACGUUUGAUGAUCGGGACCAGAAGAUUCUCGUUACCCGGGGAUACCUCGAAGACCUGCAGCGCAAGCUAGCACUCCUCAAGGGCGGCGAAGAUGAAGUAUACAGCCCCCAGAGUAUGGAACAGGAGGUGCUCCGACCGACCGACGGUAAGCCGUCGCUGCCGGACGCAACCGGACGUGCCAUCCCAAGCGAUCCGAUUCUAGGAGGCGACGACCUGGCCGUCGAAGGUGAACAGGAAUGGGGUCAGAAUCUCGAAGGCGCUUCACAGUUAACAAACCCAUUGUCGUCGGGUCCGUCGACGUUUAUGGCGGCAGCAUCCGGUCGAAUCUUCUACCUAGGAACCUCGUCCAAUUGGUCCUUCGCGAGGAAGAUUCUGAGCAUGACGCAUGAGCAUCUCUACAACGCACCCUUACCGACGGGGAGUCUCAACUUUGAGGGGUCCGUAUACGAUCUGGGCUGGGAGGGCACGAGGACCACCGUGACCAACGAUAUUCCCAUGGCGCCGCCCUUGGACUUCUCCAUCUACCUCAUCAAUGCCGUCAAGUUCCAUGCGGGUCAGCUGUUCCACCUCUUCGACGAGGAUACCUUCAUGGGGGGCCUGUACGCCUUCUACGAGAAUCCAGAGCAUCAGAUGGCGCAUUCGGGCUUGUGGUAUAUCCAUUACUUGCUCAUUCUGGCGUUUGGCAAGGCGUUUGUCGUGCAGCGAAAUCAAGGGAGUCGACCGUCCGGCUGUGAGUUCUUUACCAAGGCGUUGCAGUUGCUGCCGGACACCACCAACCUCUGCCGAGAACCCAUUGUCGCCACGGAGAUUCUCUGCUGCAUUGCCUUGUAUCUGCAAUCGCUCGACUUUCGCAACUCGGCCCACAAUUAUAUUGGCCAAGCAACGCGGAUCGCCCAGGCCCAGGGAAUGCACACCGAUAUGUCCGCGGAGCACCUAGGGGAUGCCAUCGUCCAACGAUGCCGGCGGAUCUGGUGGACGAUCUACAUCCUCGAUCGCCAAAUGACCUCGUUGAUGGGGCUGCCGCAAUCCAUCCGAGACGAUCAGCUACACCACGAGCUUCCCUACUUCCCGGGAUCGCCCCAGAAGGCGAUCGCCCUCAGCAUGCAGAUCAAGGUGUGCCAGAUCAUGGACGAAAUCAACAGCAGUGUCUAUGGGCCGGAUGGGCGUUUGAAUCGGAAUUUCCUGUUGCGCACGAAGAGUGCCCUCGCCAGCGCGGCCGAGUUGAUCACGGAGCUUCGAAAAUGCUACGACUUGCGCUUGGACGAGUCCUCGAUCAGCGGUGUAUCCCGACUCUCGGCGCACUUACAUCUCCUCUACCAUCAGUGCAUCGUGUUGGCCACUCGACCGGUGUUAUUUUGCUUUUUAAGGAUGCGAAUCCAAACCAGCGACAGUUCGCUCGAAUCCCUGAACUCGUCGGCCAACGUACGCAAGCUGCUGCAGGUCUGCAUCGACUCGGCGCAGCAAAUCCUGAACAUCCUCACCGUCCUCCAGCGACAGAACCUCCUAGGUACGGACCCCUUCGCGGACUCCGGGGUGGGCCCCGCUGACCGACGUCUAGACAGUUUCCUCCCGUUCGACCUCGAAGCCACAUAUACCGCCGCCGUAGUCCUGGUUGCCGCCCCCGCGGCCGACGCGUCCCUGCUCGACGACUGGACUCCGUGGUUCCACAGCAGCGUCACGGUAUUGGAUGAGAUGAUCUCGCGCGGGAAUCUGAUCGCCGGGUUUCGCAAGUCCGAGUUGCAGCAAUUGGCCGGGAUGCUGAGCCAUCUGUCCGACGGAGUCAUUCACACUACCGACGUGGGCAGGAAGGGAGGCCAGCUCGAUCGUAUUAUCUCCCGACUCCCCUCCCCGUCCACCCCGGAUCGGGUGUUUGGGAUUUCAGAUAUUCCCAAUCUCCAUCCAGGACUAACGACAGCGGAGAUCAUGGCCGUGGCGGAGUCGAUCGACACGGGGGAUGUGGAUUGGAUUGCGCACGCGGUCACGGAGAAUCACAUCUGGUAGUUUGAUGAUUGUUGUUAUAGUAGCGAUGAUAUCCGAUAGAAAUGAGACACGAAUUACUUGCCAAGCAAUGGACGUGCGAAGGUUGUUCCAC
Aspergillus pseudotamarii is the source of this 2560-nucleotide messenger RNA. Its product is annotated as Zn(II)2Cys6 transcription factor. Gene Ontology annotation, molecular function: sequence-specific DNA binding; DNA-binding transcription factor activity, RNA polymerase II-specific; zinc ion binding. Gene Ontology annotation, biological process: DNA-templated transcription; positive regulation of transcription by RNA polymerase II. Lineage: Eukaryota; Fungi; Ascomycota; Eurotiomycetes; Eurotiales; Aspergillaceae. Bases 298 to 2469 code for a protein of 723 amino acids. The record is from RefSeq and is a predicted model, not a curated record. The transcript is spliced from 7 exons. Gene Ontology annotation, cellular component: nucleus.